Molecule: messenger RNA, 1570 nt
Organism: Paramecium primaurelia
Lineage: Eukaryota; Ciliophora; Oligohymenophorea; Peniculida; Parameciidae
Source: the annotation of a GenBank genome assembly
AUGAACAGAUAAAAGUUUUAUUAUAGAUAAGAAAUUAUUGAAAAGACUAAGAAAUUCUAAAUUCCAACUUAAACUAAAAGAAUAACAAGAUCAAAAAGUGAAAAUAAAAAAAUGAUAAAUUAAAUAAUAAAGUAUUCCAAUUCUGCAACUUCUAAAUCCAAAAUAAAUGCUCUUAACAACAUUACAGAAUACAAUUAGAAUUCUAUUGGAUAAUAACGAAUAAAUAAAAGAAGAAAAUUAAUAUUAUACAAAACAAUUCAUUAUUAAGAUAAUUCUAUAGGUUUGUUAAAUUAGUUAUCUUCUCAAACAUAAAUAAAACUAAUUAAAUUACCCAUUAAAGAGAUUCAAAAAUCUACUGAUAAGACAUAAUCAUUUAGUAAUAAAAGGAUAUCUUAUUCAAAUAGUUUCGAUAAUAAAUAAUAAUUUAUAUAAUCUUUACUUUAUAAAGAUUAAGACCCUGAUAGAAUUAAUAAAUUAAUCAAAAUUAGAUUAACCAAAUCAUAAUUAACAAUCCAUUCUCAUUAAAGAGAUUAAUAAAAUUAAGUUUCUAAUGAAAAUCAAAAAAUAUCUAUCUACUCUUAUUAAAUUAAUUAGAAAGACUAAAAGUAUAGUGUAUAAAAAUAUUAGAUUAAUUGAUUUUAAGUAUUACAUUUACAAAUUAAUAUUGGCAUUUGAUUAUACGUAUCAAAUAAGAAAAGGAAAAAAAAAAUUAGAAGAAAUAUUAGAUAAUUAAUAGAGAUUUGUUGGAUUUAUGAAUCUCACAUACAAUCUAAUAAAUCUACCAUUAAAUAUUGAAGUAAUAUUAUAUAAUUAUUAUAGGGAUUGGGAUAAAUGUUUAAUGGGACUAAAUAUUUAAUCAAAAUAUUGAAACCUUACAUUCCAUAAACUUUAGAGAAAUUAAUCUUUGAAGAUUUAGAAUGUCAAAAGUUUAAACAAUUAACAUUUUAAUAUUAAGUAUUUUAUAUAUUAAAUAAUCACUCUUUAUUAAUAGAUAAUAUUACUAAAGAAUAAAUUUAAUUUAAAGUAAGAUAAUCCAAAGAAUGUAGUGAUCUAUAAUUUUAUAUUGAAAAACAGUUUCUAACUAAUAAUUUAUAUGAUGUUGAUGAAAUAUAAAGUUUAUUUGAAAAACAAUUUAAUUAACCUUAUGAAAUAUUGUUGAAUGAGGCUAAAUCAAUUUGUAAUUUAGUGAUUGAAUAUGAUUAUGUGAAAUAAUUACAUUGUUUUUGCAUUAGAGUUCAGGAUACUUUAUCAGAAAAGAUUAAGUAAGAAGGAAAUAGGAAAUAAUUUUAUGAUAAAGGAUUUGAUUUCAAUUAUAAUUUAUUAAAAUUUAGAUAAAAAGAUGUAUAUAUUAUUUAAUAUUGAUUAGGUGUAUGAUGAAAAAUUAUUGUCAUAAUUAGUACCUAAAAAGUAUGAGAUUAUAUAGAAAUUAGAUUAAUUUGAGUCAAAAUUUGGUCGAAUUGAUUCCAUAACAAAUAUACAAAGAGAAUAUGCUAAAUUAGGUAAUAUGAAACACAAUUAACUUUAUGAAAGGAUUCGUAUAUUAAAUGGAAUGAUUCUCAAUAAUAACUGA